Thalassophryne amazonica is the source of this 1519-nucleotide messenger RNA. Its product is annotated as GTPase IMAP family member 7-like. The transcript is spliced from 2 exons. The coding region runs from base 1 to 1503 and encodes 500 amino acids. The record is from RefSeq and is a predicted model, not a curated record. NCBI's taxonomy places the organism in Eukaryota, Metazoa, Chordata, Actinopteri, Batrachoidiformes, Batrachoididae. Gene Ontology annotation, molecular function: GTP binding.
AUGUCAGCCAUCAGCAAGCAGCUGUCUUCCAAGAGCUGUGCAGCCAAGAAGGUGUCCUUCCCUUCUGCUGACAUCAGACUGGCUUUACUGGGGAGGACUGGAAGCGGAAAGAGCUCCACCAUCAACACCAUCUUGGGUCGUAAAGUCUUUGAUUCAAGGGUUAGCUGCUCCUCUGUCACCAAACAGUGUCACAGAGUCUGUGGGGAAUUUCAUGGACGACACCUCACCCUUGUGGACACACCAGGAUUACUGGCCACAAAUCAGAAUCCACAGGAUGUUCAGAAGGAGUUGAGAAGGACCAUUAGUCUCCUGUACCCUGGGCCUCACGUCUUCCUGAUUGUUCUGCAGAUUGGGAGGUUCACUCCUGAGGAGAAGGAUGCAGUGCAGCAGAUCAAACAGAUGAUAGGAUCCCAAGGUCUGAGUUUCUCCGUGGUGGUUUUCACACACGGUGACUGCCUGGAAGAAGGAGCAUCCGUGAGGCACUGCUUGUUAGGGGAGUGUGAAGACCUGGCGGAGCUGGUGGCUGCAUGCGGGGGCCGGUACUGUGUCUUCAACAACCAGAGUUCCAAGUCCAAGGAGCAGGUGUUUGACCUUCUGGCCUUAGUGGACAACAUGAUGCAAGCCAACAGAGGGACCUACUUCACGAGCAAGAUGCUGCAGAAGGUGGAGGAGAAGGUGGAGCUGCGGGAGAAGAGGUCUCCAUGUGAGGGGGGGCUACUAAAAAGAGAUGACGAAAUAAUAUUACAAGAAUGGUAUGAGUUAAAGACAAAACAGGAGGUGGAGAAAGAGAAACUGGGUACAGAUCAGCAAGAGAAUGUCAAGAUGAUAUAUGAGGUAGUGGCAGUGAAUGAAAUGGAGACGAGGGAUGCUCUCCAAGAAAAACUUGCCAGAGUUACUAAAGCAUUGAAGGAGCAGGCUGAACGGGAGGACAAAAGGAGGCGGGCAAUCGAAGAGAAGAUCCAAAAGGACAGAAGGGAAAAUGAAACAAAAGAAAGAGAGUUGGUAUUCCAGCAAAUACAAAAGCAAAGAGCCAUCAGACAAGGAGAAGAAAGGAAGAGAGUGGAUUUGCAAAAAGAGCUCGAUAAAGUCACCCAGAAGCUAGAAGAGCAGAACAGGAGAGAGAUGGAGAGAACAAAACAAGUGGAAGAGCUGCUCAGGCGAGAGAGGGAAGCGAAUCAGAGAGAACUGGAAAGACAGCUGGACAUUCAAAGGAUGGAAAGGACGAGAAAAGAGGUCCUAAAACAGGAGCUCAGACUCGUCAAAAUGAAGCACGAGGAGCAAAACUUAAGCCAAGAAAGUACCAAUGGACAGAACCUGAUGGGAAACCGUGAAAGGGACAGCACGGAAUCCCAGUUAUCCAAAAAACAGCAUGGAGGGAAGACGCAGAAUACGGCUGAGAAACAUGGUGCAGCGGCGUUUGUGACAGGAUACGUCCAAGAGAUGGGAAUGAUGGGCCUGAAUGUGGCUUUAGAAUGUGUUGGGAUAGGGUGUUGUAUCCAGUAACUAACAUAAUGUUGAC